UGUAGACUUUUAUUAUUGUGUGGGUGGGGCUUGGUGGCUUGGUGGGAGGGGACCAGCGGGGCCACAAAACAUUUUGCUGUAUGGGGCCUGUGAUUUCUGAUGGUGGCCUAGAGGGCAGGUAGUUAGAGCAGAUGCUGGAAAGUAUUAGGAAUGAUAGGGCAAAUUCUAAUAAGAAGUAUUAAUAAAAUCUGAGCAGAUAUUGAGGAUCAGAAUGAACUGUGUUAGAGGCUAGAGCAGAUGCUGAGAAGUAGUAGGAAUGAUAUCAGAGCAGAUAUUGGGGCAGCGGAAUGAUGUUAGAGCAGAUGCUGGGAAGUAGCAGGAAUGAUAUCAGGGCGCAUAUUGGGGCAGUAUGAAAGAGAGUAGAACUGAUACUGGGAAGAGCGUGAACAGCACAACAUCUAGCUAUUCUGAUUGGUUUAAACAUAGGGCAACGCCCUACUUAAAUUAAAUUGGAUAAAAGGAAUUGAUGGACAUCCAGUGCAGCCACUGAGGAGCUGAGGGUAGGAUGACGUCGCAUAGCAGAAUUAUUAAACUUGGUGUAGUGUACCGGGGCAUUUAUAUGCUAUAAGGGACGACAUCGCUUUCAGGAGGAAGUCUGUUAAAUAAUGGGGACGGAGCAGCGAGGAGUAAAUGUGAGACUGAGAAGGGCACGGUGAGUCGCAAGCCUAAAUGGAGAAAGUGGGGAAGCUGAAAGGGGAGGGAGACAGCGGAGGUGUGCCGAGAGCGGAGCGUUCAAUUGGCUGAACUACCGAGUGGGCGGGGACAUUUCUCAUGCCGGAAGUGUGGAGGCUGCCAAACAAUUGGAGAUGCCAGUCGUUAUCACAGAGCAACACCCAAAAGAACUCGGAACUUGGGGCAGAUGGCUUAAAGAAAUAUGAAAAGAUGUCCUUUACCAUUCUGACCCCUGAAGUAGAAGAGGAGCUACAAUCAAUUCCUGACCUGCGCUCCAUUGUCUUGUGCGGCAUUGAAACACAGGCUUGCAACAUGCCAGGUCACCGAUUCAUUGGCCUCUCCCAGAUGAGACAGAGUGGAGCACUUCUAACCACCAGUGAAGGCGUACUCCUACAACUUUUAGGGGAUGCUAAACACCCAAAAUUUAAAGAGGUCCAAAAGAUUAUAAUGGAGCCAGCUCCCGACAGUGACCUUCUGUCUCUUUUCAGAUGCCCAAAUCUUUUCAGCACAGAGUGUUCUUCAAAUGUCUUCGCUAUUUCUCCACUUCUAGAAUCCAAUCUUGACUUAAUGAGAUCCAAGCCAAACUGUUUGGGAAAUCUGUGGCCAUCAAGACCCUUACAACUAUUGGAGGGAUGCAGGAAAUCGUCCAUCCACAACACUGGCUAUUGGGUGCUGAGAGCUAGAUUUCAGCGACAAAUCUGAGAGCUAGAUUUCCAGCGACAAAUCUCCUCUACAGCGGGCGACUAAUCUCCCCAUAUUGACUUCCUGCAAGAAUACGAGUUGCCGGUGGUAUCGCUUCGGAUUUCCAAAGUUGCCUGAAGUUGCCUCACUAAUAGUGGUCUCAGUAGGACCGAAGUAGGACGCCGUUCUUUUAUCAGUCAUUGAACCGCAAUGCAAGAAGAUUGUUUACCGCAAAUUAACUUUCUGGAUUAACAGAAGACCCAAUUUCACCCUAACUUGCUCUUAGGCUGGGCCUGUUGAAACGGCGCUGGGCCCCACAGUGGGAACGACUGAUCUAGAGAGACUUAGGCUGUAUAUGCCAUAUGAUAUAAUUGCUUAUCAGAGCAUCAAACCGGAAUGUGAUACUCAAGGCAAGUACCACUUUAUAGGGUGCAUUAAAUUCCCUGACUGCUUCCAAGUCAAAUUAUAGUGUCCAGACUGUGUAUAGGGAAGACGCACACCAACUUAUAUCAGCAUAAGACAUUGCCACAUUUUAUUGUUGAAGUUGUAGCACAAGUUUUUGGGGACCAACCCCUUCCUCAGGUGCAAUACACACUAGUGAACACAAACCCUUGGGAUGGAAACGUGAUUCAUUUAACCCCAUCCCAGUCGCAUGUUUAAAGGAACAGUGACCAAAAAAUUAAAGUCUUUUAACAUAAUGAAAAUUUAAUGUACUGCCGUGCUGC
Molecule: messenger RNA, 2078 nt
Organism: Xenopus laevis (African clawed frog)
Lineage: Eukaryota; Metazoa; Chordata; Amphibia; Anura; Pipidae
Gene: isoc2.L
Product: isochorismatase domain-containing protein 2-like
Exons: 5
Coding region: 772-1374 (200 amino acids)
Source: RefSeq, a predicted model, not a curated record